This is a messenger RNA of Empidonax traillii (willow flycatcher), 3670 nucleotides long. It is a transcript of the gene PTPN9, whose product is annotated as protein tyrosine phosphatase, non-receptor type 9. Gene Ontology annotation, biological process: protein dephosphorylation. The coding region runs from base 185 to 2350 and encodes 721 amino acids. The record is from RefSeq and is a predicted model, not a curated record. NCBI's taxonomy places the organism in Eukaryota, Metazoa, Chordata, Aves, Passeriformes, Tyrannidae. The transcript is spliced from 13 exons. Gene Ontology annotation, molecular function: protein tyrosine phosphatase activity.
UGGCUACCCCGGAUUGCAGGGCUGGUUUUUUUCCCAGCGGGGCGGUUCGCCCCGUGGGAAGCCCCCCCACCCCAUCCACCCACGCAGCGCCCCCAACCCACGCGGCGCGCACCUUACAGCCCCCCACAUCCACGCAACUCCCCCAGCGUCCCGCGCUCCAGAAGCCCUUGCAGGGGGCCGCGACAUGGGUCCCACACCCCCAAAACAGCGCGUCCCCUCCUGGCAGGCCUCCCUGCCGUGGGCAGGCUGGCGUGGGGAUGAUGCGUGGGGAUGUGUGUGCACGCGCUUCCCACGCCCCAGGCCUCCCGUGACGUCCCGGCUUCCUCCGCCGGCCUUGCGUCACCGCGGGAGGAUGUUGCUCCCCGGGCUCGGGGAGCGGGGCCCAGGAGCCAGCGGGGGCACCUCGGAUGGCCGGAGCAAUCCCUCCUUUGUCCUCAUCCCCGGGCUUGCCCACCCGGCUGAGCCACGGCCGCUGGGCUUCCCUCUGGAUGGGGAUGCGGAGCCUGGGAGCGGGACUGGGCGUGCUGCUGGAGGCUACCUCUGCCCCGCGGCAGUGCUCGGGCUGUCACAUCGGCCACCUCGGUGGCGUUGGGGAGUGCCACGCGUAGGCGAAAAGGCAACCAAGCAGUUCCUGGAGGAGAUCAACAAGUGGACAGGCCAGUAUAAUGUGUCCCCGCUCUCCUGGAACGUGGCUGUCAAGUUCCUCAUGGCCCGCAAGUUCGACGUCCUGCGGGCCAUCGAGCUCUUCCACUCCUACCGGGAGACACGGCUGAAGGAGGGAAUUGUGAAGCUGAAGCCACACGAGGAGCCGCUGCGCUCGGAGCUGCUCAGCGGGAAGUUCACCAUUCUGAGCGUGCGGGACCCCUCGGGAGCCUCUAUUGCCCUGUUCACAGCCAAGCUGCACCACCCCAGCAAGAGUGUGCAGCACGUGGUGCUCCAGGCACUCUUCUACCUGCUAGACCAAGCCGUGGAGAGCUUUGAGACGCAAAGGAACGGGCUGGUGUUCAUCUACGACAUGGCGGGGUCACAGUACACCAACUUUGAGCUGGAUCUCAGCAAGAAGAUCCUCAACCUGCUUAAGGGUGCCUUCCCAGCUCGGCUCAAGAAAGUUUUCAUCGUGGGAGCACCCAUGUGGUUCCGUGUGCCCUACUCCAUCAUCAGCCUGCUGCUGAAGGAGAAGCUGCGGGAGCGGGUGCAGAUGGUGAAGAUGUCGGAGCUGAAGGAGCACCUGCCCCGGGAAUGCCUCCCCGAAUACCUCGGGGGGUCCCUCAAACUGGACCCUCUGAGCUGGAACUGCCGGUUCCUGCCCCAGCAGAAUGGGCAUCCUGACCCCCUGGACGAGCUCAUCCUGGUGCCGCUGGCGGCCCCCAAAGAUAAUGGCUCCGUCCACGUCCCUGGGCCCAAGUCCAUGACCCUCCAGGAGCUGCUGGAUCAUGUCAGUCACAAGCAGAAACGGGGCAUCUACGAAGAGUAUGAAGAUAUUCGGCGCAGGAGCCCAGCUGGCACCUUUGUCUGCUCUUUGGCACCCUACAACCAGGAGAAGAACCGGUAUGGGGACGUGCCCUGCCUGGACCAAACCCGUGUCAAGCUGGCAAAGCCGUACAGUCGCCCAGAGCUGACUGACUACAUCAACGCAAGCUUCAUGGAUGGCUACAAGCAGAGGAACGCUUACAUUGGCACUCAGGGGCCUCUGGAAAACACCUAUGGUGACUUCUGGCGCAUGGUGUGGGAGCAGAACGUCCUGGUGAUAGUGAUGACAACCCGGCUAGAGGAGGGAGGCAGGAGGAAGUGUGGCCAGUACUGGCCCCUGGAGAAGGAUUUCCAGGUGUGCUUCGGGGCCCUGACCAUCACCAACCUGGGCGUGGAGAACCUCAGCCAUUACAAGAAAACCAUUCUGGAGAUCCACAGCUCAGAGACCAGGGAGCGGCGGCUGGUGUCCCACUUCCAGUACCUGAGCUGGCCAGAUUAUGGCGUUCCCUCCUCCGCUGCCACUCUCAUUGACUUUUUGGGGGCUGUGAAGCAGCAGCAGAGGGUGGCUGUCAGCACCCUGGGACCUCGCUUCAAGGGUCACCCUAGGGGACCACCGGUCGUGGUCCACUGCAGCGCCGGCAUCGGCAGGACAGGUACCUUUUGUGCUCUGGACAUCUGCCUGUCGCAGCUGCAGGACGUGGGUACUCUGAACAUCUACCAGACGGUGCUACGCAUGCGGACCCAGCGCGCCUUCAGCAUCCAGACCCCCGAGCAGUAUUACUUCUGCUACACUGCCAUCCUUGAGCACGCCCAGCGUGAGGGCCUGCUGCUCGCCAACCACAGCCGGGCUGCCCAGGAGAAGAGCUCGCCAGGGCACUGAGAUCCCCCGCCUCCCUGCAGACACCCCCUUCCCAUCCUCCGGGGGCUGCCUGAGCUGCCUUGGUGCCUGCCGGGACUCAGCUGAGCUGUUGGGGCGGCGGUGCCAGAGCACCUCGGCUGUCAGCACUGCUAUGGAACUGUGCCUUAUUCAACCCAAACAGUAGCUGCCACUCGCCGGCACGGGAAGGGCCUCUUGCUCCUCCCCGUUGUGUUUCGGUUGGGUUUGGUUGGUUGUGGAGGUGGUUUUGUCUGUCUCUUCAAGUUGGGAGGUUUUUUUUUAUUUUAUUAUUUCGUUGUUGUUGGGACCACCUAAAGCUGUACCUAGAGAGGGGCUUUGCAAAGUCCUAGGAAAUGUAUUCCCACUCCUGGGGCUGAGGGAGAGGUGUGUGCUCUGGUCUCACCUGCUGCUCCCUCUGUGUGUCUGUAUGUAUGUGUGUAUAUAAUAUAUCCCCGCUCUGCUCCCCCGGCUAUUAUAUAGAUACAUAUAUACAAGCUCCCCUUUAGCAGCUCCUAAGGAUUCUUGCUGUCCUGCCACCUCACUGCUGUGAUCCCUGGAGCGGUGAGUUUGGUCCUGGCUCUGUCUUUAUCUUCCCCCUUCCCCGUUUUUCCCCUCAUGGGCAGCACUGGGACACGGUACUCACUCUCACGCCUGUCCCACUGGAGGCACGAGGAUGCUUGGUGGUGUCCCCCCCUUUCCCUUGUCUCACCUUCCCUGUGGAGACAGCAGCUCUGCUCCCAGGAGGGUGUGGAGGAUUUGGGUUGUCGGAGGGGUGUGAAGUGUGAAGCUCACAGGCAUUCCCUGCCCCUUGGGGCACCGCCACAGGAGUCACUCGGUACGAGGUGAUGAGGACACAGGGACCAGCUGGCUCACCAGGUUGCCUGGCUUUCCCAAGCCGCCACCGGGAACCCUCAGGCCCAGCCCUGCGUUGAGUCACAGGCCGGGAAAGUGCUGAGCAAGAAUAAACCCCAAGCCCUGGAGAGGCAAUGAGCCUUAGCCCCAGCCCCCACCACCACCUGGGCCUCCCCAACUUUAUACUGUAAUAAGAUCUUUGAAUGUGUAUAUUCUUAUUUUUUUAUAAUCUUGGGGGGAGGGGGUAGUUUUUGUUUUGUAGUUCCUUUUUGUUUUUUUUUGUUUGUUUGUUUGUUUGCUUGUUUGGUUAAAUUUUUUUUUAUUUAACAUUACCUUGAUCCAAGCCAGAACCAGAAGUAUUUGUAAAUGUACCUAUUUUGCUCUUGUUCAGAGAAACCUUUUUGUUGUUGUUCCUUUUUUGGGGGUUGUUUUGUUUUUAUUUGUAUUGAUAUAUAAAUAUACUACCAGUGA